AUGCGUGCAGGCUGCUUCUGCUCGCUCCUUUUCUAUGUCUGGUUGACCCCUCUGCUGCUUUUACUCCACAGGAUCAAAGCCUCUGGUCUGAAGCUGCGGUUCUGCACUAACGAAACCCAAGCGACCAGGGAGAAUUUCGUGAAGAAGCUGCAGGGCAUGGGCUUUGACAUCUCCGUGGCCGAAGUCACUGCCCCAGCACCAGCAGCCUGCCGCAUCUUGAAGGAGCGCAGCCUGAGGCCGCACUUGCUCGUGCACAACGAUCUUGUCCCUGAAUUUGCUGAGAUCGAUAAAGCAAACCCAAACUGCGUGGUUAUUGGAGAUGCAGCAGAAAACUUCACCUAUGCAAACCUUAAUGAAGCUUUCCGAGUUCUGAUUGGGAUGGAGAAGCCUGUUUUGAUCUCCCUUGGAAGGGGACGCUACUAUAAAGAAACCGAUGGUCUGAAACUUGAUGUUGGAGCAUAUAUGAAGGCAUUAGAGUAUGCUUGUGAUGUUCAAGCUGAGGUAGUGGGGAAACCAGCAGAAAAGUUUUUUGAGUCAGCCUUAGCAGAAAUGGGAGUUCCAGCACAGCAGGCCAUCAUGAUUGGAGAUGAUAUUGUGAAUGAUGUAGGAGGUGCCCAGCGGUGCGGGAUGAGAGCUGUGCAAGUGCGGACAGGGAAGUACAGGCCUUGCGAUGAAAACCACCCCCACGUGAAGCCCGAUGCCUACGUGAACAACCUCGCCGAAGCAGUCGACGUUAUCCUCCAGCAGCUGUGAAACCGAGGGCGCCGUGGGCGAUUGGAAGGAAAGGAGGAGGGGGCCUCGUGUGCAGCCCCGCCACGAGGCCACUCCGUCCUCUCCCACCCCCAUCUGAUGUUAACAGAGCCAGACCCAGCCUUGCCCAGGGUGGUGAACGCCUGUGUUCCUAAAUGUUUCAUCUAAGGGUACUAAAACGAUCUGCCAGCCUCCUCAGGGGAGCGCUGAACUUGCUGUCCUCCGGCACGUCGUGAACGUCUUCCCCUUGGUGCCGUGCUCCUGCCAGCGUAGGUGAAAUCAGCUCUCCCAAAAGUGCCCGGCUCUUCCCCAGCUGGGGCUGAGCCUUCUCUGCCCUAGGGGAGCCCUGAGGGUGGUGAGGGGCCUCUGCCGCCCCCCGCCGAUGCAUGGGGGGCUGGACCCCCUUUAACUGCUCACACCAGGGACCCAGCCCAGAGGUGCCCGGGGGGAAAGGGGGGACCCGGCACUGCUUCAUGGACAAGCUUUGCUGUUCAACUCCCCCUUUCUGUGCCUUUUGGGGUGCCUGGGAUGGGAUGGAGAUGUCCCUGAGGGGUGAUGGAGGCCACCAAGCCCUGAGCUGCUGUGUGCCAGCCCAGCCCCGCUCUGCGGGGUCCCGUGCAGCACAAAAACCCUGGGGAGGGGGACAGCCCCUGCGCCCCCAGCACACCGGUAACCACGUUUCUGCCACGCUUGGUCCCUGUCAGGCACCGCCCCAGGUUAGGGCUCGGGAAUCUGGUAACACUGCGACACGUGACGGAAUAAUCCCACCAUCCUGUCAGGAAUAAACCUCGUCCUGUGGAUCGGCACAUUUGUCGCUGUGUUCGGUCACGUCAGCGCUGGCAGGGAUGCUCAGGGGAUCUGAAACAGGAUCUGGCUGGGAUAAGCUGGCAAGGGCCAAGGGGCCGACAGGCUUUUCCUUCUCUCCAUGGGGUCUUGCAGGCGGACAUGGCUGGGACACACACACGGCUUUCCUAGCCCUUCCCGUUAAGAUCCCGGCCGUGCAGCCGGGGCUCGCUCACACCCAGGCGCUGUCAGCGUUGAGCCCCGCGCAGCUCCAGCUCACGCACCGGCGGGAGCUCCGGUGGGGAGCAU
Messenger RNA from Egretta garzetta (little egret), 1842 nucleotides. It is a transcript of the gene LHPP, whose product is annotated as phospholysine phosphohistidine inorganic pyrophosphate phosphatase. Bases 1 to 753 code for a protein of 250 amino acids. The transcript is spliced from 7 exons. Gene Ontology annotation, molecular function: inorganic diphosphate phosphatase activity; phosphatase activity. Gene Ontology annotation, biological process: dephosphorylation. Gene Ontology annotation, cellular component: cytosol. The record is from RefSeq and is a predicted model, not a curated record. NCBI's taxonomy places the organism in Eukaryota, Metazoa, Chordata, Aves, Pelecaniformes, Ardeidae.